AUGGCGCCCAUCAAAGGGUCAUCCAAAGGUGCCGCUACAAAAGGCGGAGCCAAGCCGUCCAAGUCCUCUGCACCAUCGUCUGGGUCGCGGGUGAGCAAAUCCAGCAAGCCAAAGGGCAAACGACCGCCGCCAAAAGAAGUGAAGGCCAAAGCACGCACCGCACCGGAGAACCUGAAGAAGAAAAAGAAGAGAGUAUACACAGAGGCGGAACUGGAUCUGCCCAAGUUGAACGCGAUCACACCUGUCGGGGUGGUGAAGCCGAAAGGCAAGAAGAAGGGAAAGACUUUUGUAGACGACCAGGAGGGCAUGAUGACGAUUCUUGCUAUGGUCAACGCAGAGAAGGAAGGCCAGAUCGAGUCGAAAAUGAUGAAGGCGCGCCAACUGGAGGAAAUCCGUGAGGCUAAGAGAAAAGAAGCAGAAGCACGACUAGCCGAGAAGAAGAACAAGUUGGACGCUGCGAAGGAUUCAAUUCGCAACAAGAAGAAGCGCAAGAGUGAUGGAGGAGACAGCUCUACAGCUGUGGCUGAUGCUCCUGCGAAAUCAUCUAAAGGAAAACGGAAGAGCGUUGCAUUUGCUUGA
This is a messenger RNA of Penicillium lagena, 579 nucleotides long. The record is from RefSeq and is a predicted model, not a curated record. Gene Ontology annotation, molecular function: mRNA binding. Gene Ontology annotation, cellular component: preribosome, large subunit precursor; nucleolus. The transcript has 2 exons. Gene Ontology annotation, biological process: intracellular mRNA localization; ribosomal large subunit biogenesis. Lineage: Eukaryota; Fungi; Ascomycota; Eurotiomycetes; Eurotiales; Aspergillaceae. Bases 1 to 579 code for a protein of 192 amino acids.